Molecule: messenger RNA, 1050 nt
Organism: Ostreobium quekettii
Lineage: Eukaryota; Viridiplantae; Chlorophyta; Ulvophyceae; Bryopsidales; Ostreobiaceae
Source: the annotation of a GenBank genome assembly
AUGACCUUUGGACUGGAAUGUGCAGCUCUGCAGGUCAGCGUGCUGGCGUAUGAGGAGGAGGUCGCCAGCAUGAGGUCAUCAGGAUUUGUGCGGCUGCUUCUUCUGGGAUAUCUCCUUCAAUUCAGCCUGGCUGACCAUCACCUCUUCUCGAGCCGCCACCUCUUGCAGCCGAGCAGCACCGAUGGCGAAGCCUUCCCUUGCAGCUGGGAUGAGGAGAACGAAGAGUGUGCGUUGAGCGAGGCUAUCUUCAUGACUGUGCAGGCCGCACUCGAUGGCCUCUUCGACCAUGCUGAGGAAUGUGGCAAACAGACCUCCAAGGCCUCUUGCCCCGCUGAUAUGUGCUCAUGGACUGGCACUGAGUGCUCAGCAGCGGACUUCUACUUCAACGAGGAAGGCAUCGAGGAGUGCUUUGGGGAGGAUUUGCUUGAAUUCAUACUGAUACCAGAGCGCAGCCAGGCGUGCGAGCAAAACUACACAGACGAAGACAGCUGCAAUGAUACGAAAGACUGCACUUGGAUUGAUGGUGACGAUGAAAGGUGUGGGCUCAGUAUUCUGAAGUCGUUUGGUCUCAACGGAUUGCUGGCAGCUGGUGCCAAGAUUGUCGCCAGCACCCUGGGCUUCACAAAUGCCUCAUUGCGCAUGCUGGUCGCCGAGUGGGUGAACUGCAAGCUCGAGAGCGACGAAGACGGGUGCCUCGCGGAGGGCAGGUGCGAAUGGGACUCAAAGGAGGUGGACUGUGAGCUGGGUUUUGGCGCCGUGGCCCAGAUCGUGAACGCCACGUUCCCCUUGGAGCUGAGCACGACUUGCCUUGCGCUGAAGUCUAUCUACAGGACUGGGUGCCCCGGCUACAGAUCGCAGGGGGAGUGCAGUGGAGACAGUGCGUGCAAGUGGCUGGAUGAUGCAGGCCGGUGCAUCUCGACUAAUGCUGCAAUCGAGGGGGAAGCCAACAUGCAAGCCGACGACCUGAGCGCCAAGGCGGGAUCCACCUGCAUGCGUGCUGACGAGAAGGGGGACUGCAGCGCGAUCACCCUGGCUGACAACAAUUCUUAG